UAACUAAAUAGGUGAACCAACAUAUCGAGUCUGCAUUGCGAUGUCACGUUGACGCGGAGCGUGACAUCUUAUGUCUGUUUAGCUUGUUGGGAUGCUAGCUAGCUAUUAGCUACUUCAGCUAGCGUCAUCCAAAGUUAGCCUUUGUUGCCCUCGCGAGUUAACGAGAUGACGUCAGGACUAACACACUUGCGCGUGUGCGUCUCGAUGAAAGGUGGCCUCAGACGGAAACACACCAUUAAUGUCUGCAGAGAAGAUGGAGACAACAGCCAGUGAGUCCAAUGGAGCAGGGCCUGUAAAUGAGGGAGGAAAAGAUAACGCCCUCAGCCUCGAGGAUCUGUCUGAGUUGCUGGCAGCGGGGACCAAGGAGGUUCACGAAAAGGCUGAGAAUACCCAGUUUGUGAAAGAUUUCCUCAGGGGACGCAUCCGCAAAGAGCUCUUCAAGCGUGGCGCCGUGGCACUCUACUACACGUAUACAGCCAUGGAGGAGGAGAUUGAAAGGAACAAAGAGCACCCCCACUUUGCCCCUCUUUAUUUUCCCACAGAGCUGAACCGCCACGAGGCCCUGGCCCGUGACCUUGAGUACUUUUAUGGCCCUGACUGGCAGAGCCAGGUCAGCUGCUCCCAGGCCACCCAGCGCUAUGUGGACCGUAUUCAUCAAGUAGGCCAGGAGGACCCAGUUCUGCUGGUGGCCCAUGCCUACACCCGCUACAUGGGGGACCUGUCUGGGGGACAGGUGCUGAAGAAGGUGGCACAGAGAGCCAUGAAGCUGCCGGCCACAGGGGAGGGCCUUGAAUUCUACCAGUUUGAUGGCAUCAAUAAUGCCAAAGCAUUCAAGCAGCUGUACCGUAGUCGGAUGAAUGAGCUGGAACUGGACAUGGACAUAAAGAAGAGACUGGUGGCGGAGGCGGUCAAGGCCUUCCAGUUCAACAUGGAGGUGUUUGAGGAGCUGGAAGAGAUCGGCGGAACCAUCCAGGAGGACGUUUUGGAUGCUGGCAUGUCUGUCCAUGGAGCAGUGGGCGGAGACAUCAGCAAGUGUCCCUACUACAACGCCAAAAUGGCGGCGUCGGGCUGGACGGCGUACGGCUCUCAGGUCGCCAUGGCUGUACUCCGACACCCGACUGGACAGGUUCUGUUUGCCGCCUGGUUCGCCGCUCUGGCUGGAUUGGCUGCGUGGUAUCUGAUGUGAUCCGGCCGACACGCCACCUCUGCAAGAGAAAGGGAGGAGUGAGGAUAGUCAGGAGUGCUAUAGAAACACUCCAUCAAGCCGUAGACCAUUUUAUAGUUUCAUACAAAGAACAGGUCCAAGUUUGUUUAGUGUUGCAUGUUUGCGAACACGAGGGACUGGCCAGAAAUAAACUAGGAAAUGAUUAUUGCCAAUGGAAACCCCUUAAAAUGAUCUGUAGGACCAUUAGGAUGACCUCUCCAAGCACCCAUCCAUUAGGAUGCACCUUGUUGCCAUUUAUCCUCCGGUCUUAUUAUUCCUCUAACUCCUCUGCUCUAUCCCUCCAUCCAUCUUCCAGUGUGGAAGGACACGAUGUUAAUACCGAACUUAUUGUGAAGUUACAUUGCUGCCCAAUUUUCAAUUAAACUGCCAGGUCGAGAAGCAUGGCAACCAUGUGUAAUUGACUAAAAUGUGAUGGUUUGUUAAUUCCACUCAACGGGAUUCUCAACAUUAAUUCAUGAUGAAACACGAGCAGAAUAGCACAGAGUGUUUUUGCUGGUCACACGGCUGUGUUGAUGUCGGAUGAGGCCGUUUAUUUAUUUCCAUUCAAAUAUUUUAAUUUGACCAGAGAGAAAGAAAGUAAUGUACGAGUCAGUAAUACCACAGUAUCUUUUUUCCCUUCUCCACAUUGGUUGAAGUUCCAUCGAUAACAUUCAGACACAGUGCAGUUGUAUUCUUGGAAAAAAAAAUACAUGAUCACAUUUCAGGAUUCAAACAUUGCCUCAAAUAUUUGCAAAGCGUUUUCACAGGUCGUGCUAUGAGACUCAAAAAGCUCCCGUUUAUUUUUUUCUCACAAUAUAGCACACCUCCACUUUGACAAGUGUAUGAUUAACAAACAUCUUUCAGUGACUAUAGCAGAUAUUUGAGUAUCUACUGAUGCAUGUUCUAAUGUACUAUUUCGCUGCGUCAGAAUUCUAUAUAUAUGGCAUCUUGUAUUUAUACAAAACCAACCUGCCCGUUGUUGGAUAUGCAUUGCUUAACUAUACAAGAUGAAUGACGCUGUUCUACCUGCCACAGGAGCCUAUAUUAGGACACAGGUGUUCACAGAUGUGAUUGCAGCUGCUUUAGAAGGUACUUAUCUUUUUCUAAUGUUAACGAUUGUCUAGAUGAAGGCUGGAUGUCUCCGGAGGGUUGUGGUUUAUUCUGAACUACUUCAGGUUAAGUUAUGGAUAAACCAGCACGCAUCAUCACUAAAACUAAUCAUUAUUCAUUUUACGUUCAUACUGCAAGUGUGGGAUCAACUUUACCAGGAAAUGCACAAUUAUGUCAGGUGAGGAAGAAUAAUGUGUUCUGUGUGUUCUGUCUGACGUGUAUUUGCACUGUUUUGCGAUUUGAAGUUAAAAAAAUGAUUCUCACAGUAUUACAGUACACUCUUUAUUUACCUUUGCUUCAUCUUUCCAAGGAGUUGGUUGUUUUUUGUUGUCGCUUGGAUUAGUUUAAUGCAGAGUACCAAAAGAAACCUGCGGAAGAAAACAUUUCAAGGAACUGUGCUUUGUGUAUUUGUACAUGUUCUCACACGAUGUAGUUUGGAUGCACGGUGUUCAGUCAUUAGCAACACCCGUUCAGAUGGUGACGCCAUGAUGGGUUUUGUGUUCGAGUCUCAGGUUCUUGUGGAAGUCAGACGGCAAAACAAUGCAUUGCAUAAGGAAGGACAUGACGGUGACUGCCCUCGCUCAUCGUCCAUGUUUUAUUUUAUUUUUUGAUGCCAUUGUGAUGUCAAAAUGCUACUGUAUUUUCUGGAUGUACCGAGGGGACGAUUUCUUGAAUCUCAGGAGUUUGUGUCAUUGAUUAAACCUUUAGAUUAAACUGAGUGGGAUGCUUGACUAAUUCAUUUAUAUUUUUAAUUUGUUUUUAUUAGCUCUGCUCUUAUUCCCUUUGUCUCUAACUGGGCAAAGCUUGAGUGUUUGGCGAGAAUACCCCUUGUAUCGCUCCCUAAUUAAAUAAAUGAUUCCUGUUCAAUGAAAUAAAGGUGAUUCAUUUGGA
Messenger RNA from Pseudoliparis swirei, 3205 nucleotides. It is a transcript of the gene hmox2b, whose product is annotated as heme oxygenase 2b. NCBI's taxonomy places the organism in Eukaryota, Metazoa, Chordata, Actinopteri, Perciformes, Liparidae. Gene Ontology annotation, molecular function: heme oxygenase (decyclizing) activity; heme binding. Gene Ontology annotation, biological process: response to oxidative stress; heme catabolic process; heme oxidation. The transcript is spliced from 6 exons. Bases 239 to 1186 code for a protein of 315 amino acids. The record is from RefSeq and is a predicted model, not a curated record.